AUGUCUGUCCCAACUACACCCGCUUUUGUACAUGUUGGAGCCUGGGAUGAUGAGACUAGGAAACACCCAGCUAUGAAAUGGAUGGAGGAGUACACUCUCAACUUUAACAAGCGUGGAGACUGGGACCAGGAAGAGAGUGAUUGGCUCUCCUCAGACUUCACGCUCAUCAAGCCGGAUGGAAAGACUUCCACAGGUAAUGCCGCCGCUUUCGCCGAAUCCAAGGGCAUGUACCAGUAUUUCACAUCCGAGUUUCAUGAACCGUAUUUCCUUGUCACCUGGGAGACGAACGAAGGUUGGGAGAUGCUCGGUCAAGCCUACUUCUUUGCAGAGCUCCCUGGUAAUGCGACAGCCCAGGAGAAGAAAGCUCAGGACCUGGCUGGGAGAGAGUGGGACGUCAAGAUCCCAGCCGCCUUUCACUUCGUAUAUGUGAAGCAGAAGGAUGCGUCACAUGAUGGUAUUGUGCUGAAGAGGACUGAGAUUAUGAGUGACAGUCUGCCGGCGGUGCAGAUUCUGAUGGCGAGAGGGGUUAUACAGCAGUGA
This is a messenger RNA of Didymosphaeria variabile, 540 nucleotides long. RefSeq lists its product as uncharacterized. Bases 1 to 540 code for a protein of 179 amino acids. NCBI's taxonomy places the organism in Eukaryota, Fungi, Ascomycota, Dothideomycetes, Pleosporales, Didymosphaeriaceae. The transcript is spliced from 2 exons. The record is from RefSeq and is a predicted model, not a curated record.